Messenger RNA from Medioppia subpectinata, 861 nucleotides. The record is from the annotation of a GenBank genome assembly. Lineage: Eukaryota; Metazoa; Arthropoda; Arachnida; Sarcoptiformes; Oppiidae.
AUGGUUGUGCGAGUGGGAUUUGGGAAGAGGGCAAAGCUGGCAAAGUCAGCAAGAUAUAAGGCCUAUCCUCGCGCGACCGCCGUGAAGGCAAUCCAACCCUUUGUUGGUGAGACCAACUAUUACUAUGACUCUGUUCCACACUUCAGCCGAUUGGCCGAACCGCUCACACGCCUCACUUGCAAAGACGUCCUUUUCGAUUUGGGUGCGGUGCAACACAAUGCUUUUACAAGCCUCAAGAUGGCACUUACAAAGCCACAAGUUAUGGCACUGUAUCAGCCCGAUCGUCCAGUCGAGCUCUUCACAAGCUAUAAUAAGCAAUGUAACGUGUUACCCACCUGGUCCAACACCACUACCAAUAAUUGGCAAUAUACUAUAAAUCAAAAACAUCACAUAAACCAAGAACUGGCAAAACUAUACAAACUGUAUGGACCGGUGGUGACCGUAUGGGUCGGUCCCAUACCUAUCGUACUUAUCGGUGAUCCGCUUAUUGUUAAACAAGCUUUUAAUAAACGCGAAUGCUCGGGAAAAUUUCAAGUUUUGCUUGGUACAAAUAAGAUACAGUUGAAACUCUCUGUUGUGAACAGAUUAGGAUCAAUUUUUAACGAUGACAAUCAUAGAGAUAUGGCAUUUAAUAGCCACUUACAAAGUGCUAUGUGGCUGAGAAGAAUGUCCAUAGCUACUAUUCGAAAAUAUGCAAAUUCUGCGGAUUUUGCGCAAAUAGUGAACACAACUGUCGACGAAAUGUUUGAACAACUGAUGACCAAAGAGGGAACCGAUCGGCCGUUUAAACCGCAGUCCUAUUGUCACGAAAUACUUAUGAAUAUAUUUAAUGUCUCCAUUUUUAACCAUAAGUAAACUAAA